Molecule: messenger RNA, 1505 nt
Organism: Panicum virgatum (switchgrass)
Lineage: Eukaryota; Viridiplantae; Streptophyta; Magnoliopsida; Poales; Poaceae
Product: transcription repressor OFP8-like
Exons: 1
Coding region: 405-1103 (232 amino acids)
Biological process (GO): negative regulation of DNA-templated transcription
Source: RefSeq, a predicted model, not a curated record
CCUGCCUCGCUGCUCCUGCAACCGCUGCAACACGCCCCGAACCAUCCGUUCGCUUCCACUGCACUGCACCGCCAUGAUUCCCAGGCUACCUCCGGCUAGCCUACGCCCCCUCCGGCUUCCCUAUUUGCCACUGCCAAGGCAACAUCUCUCGUCACACACCAACUCCGCAAUUUACCUCCAACUGUUCACCGCGAUCAUGGCACACCGGCCGUCCACUCUCUCUGCGUGCUAGUCCACUCCAUCACCAUUUAAGCCGGGCCGCUCCCCUGCGCUCCGUCACAAGUCACGAGUCGCGCCCCACUCACGAGCUCGCGAGUCGCCGCGCCAAGCCAAGCGGGCGCCCGUUCCGGCUUCCGACGAGUGACACCGCAAGCUGAGCAGAGCGAGAAGCCAGAAGCCACACCAUGUCGUCGUUGGCAGGCGGCUGGGACCGGCGUGGUGGCAGCGGCAGGCUGGGGCUGCCGCGGCAGCAGCCGCCGGUGGCGGUGGACGUCGGUUGCAACUGCCGCGGGGCGAGGCUGCUGGGCUCCCUCGUCUCCGCGCUCAAGUCCCACGCGCGCGGCGCCCUCGGCAAGGCCAAGCCGUCUCCGCACGCGCCGUCGCCGUGGUCGUCGUCGGGCGCCACCGCCACGACGGCCUUCACGCCCUCCGUCUCCGCCACCACGGCCACCUCGGCCUCCUCCGCCGCCGGCAUCCUCCACUCGUGGGGCCCCGCGACGUACGCCGUCAACGCCAGCGCCCUCUACGACGGCGGCGACGGGGUUCACGACGCCGACCUCGCGAGGCGGCAGCGUCGGCGGCGGCGGAGGAGGAGCAGGAGAGCGGGGCAGGGGAGGAGGGCUGCGGCGCCGGGGGAGGAGGAGGCGGCGGCGGCGGUGGCGGUGGAGGUGGAGUCCGCGGCGCCGUACGAGGACUUCCGCGAGUCGAUGGUGGCGAUGGUGACGGAGAAGGAGAUGUACGCGUGGGAGGACCUGAACGCGCUGCUGCACCAGUUCCUGGCGCUCAACUCGCCGCGCCACCACCCGCUCAUCCUCACCGCCUUCGCCGACCUCUGGGCGCCCCGCGGCGGCCUCUUCUGCCCCCCAUCCCCGUGCCUCCUCUGACUGAGCCUGCCACCUCGCUCCCAGCUCCCUCACCAUCGCCCUCGCCGCCAGUAAACGCUGACGCAUACGUGUUCCGAAGCUAAGCUUCGCGAGAAUUGAGAUGCCAGUGUCCUAGACCCUAGUACUAAGCUAUACUACUUACUGUACGUAGGAAAAAAACUAGGCGCUGCUACUACUAAUUAAGCUUAUAGUACUACUUACUGUACGUAGGGGGAAAAAACUAGGCGCUGCUACAGUGCUACUACUAUCAGGUAUCAGCAGCGGCAGCGCAGUAAUGUGCAAGGCUAGUGUGCAUGUGACGUGAUAAUGGCCCGAAGUUGUUCUUAUACUUGUAAUUUGUACUAAGUUGUUCUUUAACCUUAUCCCAGAUGCAUGGCGCGGGCGCGCCGCCAUUUCAUUUGC